AAUAUAUCUCACUAAAAUCUUCUAUUAAAAGUUCAAUAAAAAGUAACAUAAAUAUCAUGUAGUGUGUAGUUUGAGCUAAUGUCAAAACAGAUGGCUCUGCAGUUGCAUCAUUGCUUCACACACUUCCCUCCCUUCACUUCAACAACUACACCUUCAUCUCUCUCUGCUUCACCAACCACUUCCCUUCAAUUCCCUUCACCAUUCACAGAUUUUCGUGGACCAAACCGUUGCCUCAACCUUAAUCCUCUUCAUUCUGGGAAAACCCAUUUGCGGAACAACCACUGUUCCUCAAUGGUUUCUUCUUCUUCUUCGACAUUGUCAGCGCAGGACAAAGGUAAAAGAUCCAAGAGUGUGUGGAUAUGGACCGAGAACAAGCAGGUCAUGACUGCAGCAGUGGAGAGAGGAUGGAACACUUUCCUUUUCUCCUCACACCAUCAAAAGGCCCAUGAUUGGUCAUCCAUUGCGGUAAUAUGCCCUCUUUUUGUUGGCGAGGGAGAGAUUUUGGAUGGACAGGAUAAAAGGGUAGCCACAGUUUUUGAUGUUUCAACUCCGGAGGAACUAGAGCGACUAAGACCUGAGGAAGAGCAAGCCGAGAACAUUGUAGUUAAUUUACUAGACUGGCAGGUAAUACCAGCAGAAAAUAUAAUUGCUGCAUUUCAAAGCAGCGGAAAGAAAGUGAUUGCCAUCUCUAGUAAUGCAUCUGAAGCUCAGAUAUUUCUUGAGGCACUUGAACAUGGUUUAGAUGGCAUAGUUUUGAAAGUAGAAGAUGUUGAGUCUAUUCUUGAGCUAAAGGAAUAUUUUGAUAGAAGAACAGAAGAAAGCAAUCUAUUGAGCUUGUCCAAAGCCACCGUGACACAUGUUCAAGUGGCUGGAAUGGGGGAUCGCGCUUGUGUAGACCUGUGCAGUCUCAUGAAACCCGGUGAAGGACUUCUUGUUGGAUCUUUUGCCAGAGGAUUAUUUCUUGUUCACUCAGAAUGCAUGGAGUCAAAUUACAUUGCUAGCAGGCCUUUUCGGGUGAAUGCAGGACCAGUGCAUGCCUAUGUUGCUGUUCCAGGAGGCAGAACAUGCUACUUGUCAGAAUUAAAAUCAGGAAAAGAAGUGAUUGUGGUUGAUCAGAAGGGUCGGCAACGAAUUGCAAUUGUCGGGCGUGUGAAGAUAGAAAGUAGACCAUUGGUCCUAGUGGAGGCAAAGAUAGACUCAGAUGAUCAAACGAUCAGCAUACUUUUGCAGAAUGCAGAGACAGUUCCCUUGGUUUGUCCCCAACAAGGAAAUGCACUGUCAAAGACAGCUAUUCCUGUGACCUCACUCAAAAUUGGAGAUGAAGUUCUGUUGAGAGUGCAAGGAGGGGCUCGGCAUACAGGAAUAGAGAUACAAGAAUUUAUAGUUGAGAAAUGAACAAAUAAUGAUGUGUUCAAAUUGUGCUUUUCAUUCAAUUUGUGAACUUAUGUUCUCCUUGCAGCUCCUAUGAUGCUAGAGUAGCAUAUGAUUUGGUUAGAGAAAUGGAAAAGGGAGCUCGUAUCUUGCUUUGCACAGUGACAUUGAAGAUGCAGAGUACAAUCACAGACCAAGAGGGGAUCAACAAUGUGAAAGUUCUAGCACAUGUCUUAUAAUACCUUCAUUAUUAUUGAACUUCAAUAAUCAUCCAGAUAUGUUUAGAGUAAAUUCUCAUUUUCACUCUUGAUUUUGGUAAAAGUUAUCAUAUCAAUAGUACUCACCAUUGCAAGACUUACUGGAAUGAAGUGUAGGAAUGGCAUGAUUGGUUACUUAAAAGUCUCGUA
Lotus japonicus is the source of this 1778-nucleotide messenger RNA. RefSeq lists its product as uncharacterized. The transcript is spliced from 9 exons. Lineage: Eukaryota; Viridiplantae; Streptophyta; Magnoliopsida; Fabales; Fabaceae. Gene Ontology annotation, molecular function: oxidoreductase activity; 3-dehydroquinate synthase activity. The record is from RefSeq and is a predicted model, not a curated record. Gene Ontology annotation, biological process: aromatic amino acid biosynthetic process. Bases 79 to 1395 code for a protein of 438 amino acids.